Messenger RNA from Pelmatolapia mariae (spotted tilapia), 5529 nucleotides. RefSeq names its product filamin-C-like. The annotation marks the transcript as partial. Gene Ontology annotation, biological process: actin cytoskeleton organization. The transcript has 29 exons. Gene Ontology annotation, molecular function: actin filament binding. The record is from RefSeq and is a predicted model, not a curated record. NCBI's taxonomy places the organism in Eukaryota, Metazoa, Chordata, Actinopteri, Cichliformes, Cichlidae.
AGCGGCUGUGGAGCCCCGGGUCCGGCUGUCGGUGUGGGGUAGAUGGGGGUGUCCUGGUUGGGGGUGUCCAGCGUGUCUCCACCCCCCUGCUCCGCGCCCGACCAAUGAUCUGCGGUCUCGGUGUCCUGCGGCUCGGAGGAUGCCCUGGCCGCAGUAGUAUAUGGUCAUGGCAGGGGCAUUCCUGGGAGUCCUGCGCAGUGACGCCGAGCCUUUAAACCUCGCUUCACGCUCCCGCAGCUGCACAGCCCCACUCUGUCCACGACGCCACCCGCGCGUGACCACAGCCAAGCCAGCCAGAGGACAAAAGCAGACUAUUCUUCACUCUUCCUCCUGAGCCUCCUCUUUCUCUGAGAGUGUGAGCCCGCAGGAGUGACCUCGGGUCUGCAUGCGCGCCUCUUUACGCACAGCUCCGUGAAGCUCCCUCCCCGCGCGCUGGGCACUGCCCCUCCGCUUCCACUGCCCCGUUUCUCUUUUUUUUCUGCCUUUCCUUCUCUUCCCACUGCGCUCGGUGCUAUAAAAGGCAUGUCCAUGAUGAGCAACAACAGCUACUUGGAGCCCCAGCAGUUCUACCAGAGCACCGCGGACAUCGGCGAGGAGGAGGAGGAGGAGGAGAUGCCGGCCACCGAGAAGGACCUGGCCGAAGACGCCCCGUGGAAGAAGAUCCAGCAGAACACCUUCACCAGGUGGUGCAACGAGCACCUGAAGGUGAUCAACAAACGCAUCAACGACCUGCAGAAGGACCUGAGCGAUGGGCUAAAGUUAAUAGGGCUGCUGGAGGUGCUGAGCCAGAAAAAGAUGUACCGGAAGUACCACAGCAGACCCAACUUCAGGCAGAUGAAGCUGGAGAAUGUGUCCGUGGCGCUGGAGUUCCUGGAAAGGGAGCACAUCAAGUUGGUCUCCAUCGACUCCAAAGCCAUCGUGGAUGGGAAUCUGAAGCUGAUCCUGGGUCUGAUCUGGACCCUGAUUCUCCACUACUCCAUCUCCAUGCCCAUGUGGGAGGACGAGGAUGACGAAGACGCCAAGAAACUGACUCCUAAACAGCGUCUGCUGGGCUGGAUCCAGAACAAGGUGCCCCAGCUCCCCAUCACCAACUUCCACCGAGACUGGAGGGAUGGCAAGGCGCUGGGAGCUCUGGUGGACAACUGCGCCCCCGGUCUGUGUCCCGACUGGGAAACAUGGGAUCCCAGUCAGCCAGUGGAGAACGCCCGGGAAGCCAUGCAACAGGCUGACGAUUGGCUGGGAGUGCCACAGGUGAUUGCUCCUGAGGAGAUCGUCGAUCCUAACGUGGAUGAGCACUCUGUGAUGACCUACCUGUCUCAGUUCCCUAAAGCCAAACUGAAGCCCGGUGCCCCCUUGAGGGCCAAAUCACUACACCCCAAGAGGGCUAAGGCCUACGGACCAGGUAUCGAGGCUCGAGGUAACAUGGUUCUGAAACCAGCAGAGUUCCUGGUGGAGACGGUGGAGGCUGGACUGGGAGAAGUUCUAGUUUAUGUGGAGGAUCCAGAGGGACACACAGAAGAGGCCCGAGUCAUCCCCAACAACGACAAGAACCGAACCUACUCUGUGGUCUACCUGCCCAAAGUGGAGGGGCUUCAUAAAGUAAAGGUGUUGUUUGCUGGUCAGGACAUCGACAGAAGUCCCUUCAUUGUAAAUGUUUCAAAAGCCAUGGGCGACCCAACCAGAGUUCAGGCCCGCGGGCUGGGACUGCAGCCAAUGGGAAAUGUGGCCAACAAACCUACAUACUUUGAUAUUUACACUGCAGGAGCGGGUGCUGGAGAUGUGGGUGUCAUCAUUGUGGACUCAAAUGGCCGCAGGGAUACAGUGGAGAUUGUCCUGGAGAACAGAGGCGACAGUGUAUUUCGGUGCACCUAUGUCCCUGUCCUGGAGGGACCUCACGUCGUCUGUGUGACUUUUGCUGGGCAGCAGAUUCCCAGAAGUCCUUUCACUGUCCACAUCUCCGAAGUUUCACAGAGUGUCCCUCCUCCUGGGUCUCCAGUGCAGAUUGUACCUCAGUCCAUACGCACCCCACCUGCUGACAAGACCAGGAGAGCUCCUCCUCCAACACCACCCAAACCCAGGCGACCAACCUGUAACCCAAACGCCUGCAGAGCGUCUGGCAGAGGUCUGCAGCCGAAGGGUCUGAGAGUGAAAGAAGUGGCAGAUUUCAGAGUUUACACCAAAGGAGCCGGCAGCGGGGAGAUCAAAGUCACCGUUAAAGGACCAAAGGGCCUGGAGGAGCCUGUGAAGGUGCUUGAGAUGGAAAAUGGCCUGUAUGAGUGUAAUUAUUACCCCGUCAUGGCAGGAAAGUACAUCGUAACUGUCACUUGGGGCGGACACAGCAUCCCUCGCAGCCCAUUUGAAGUUUAUGUCAGUGAGGAGGCAGGGCUUCAGAAAGUGAGAGCCUGGGGUCCAGGUCUGGAGACCGGUAUGGUGGGGAAGAGUGCUGACUUUGUGGUGGAGGCCAUUGGAACUGAAGUGGGAACUCUCGGUUUCUCUAUCGAGGGGCCCUCCCAGGCUAAGAUUGAGUGUGAUGAUAAAGGCGAUGGAUCAUGUGAUGUUCGAUACUGGCCGACUGAACCAGGCGACUAUGCCGUCCAUGUUAUUUGUGAUGACGAGGACAUCAAGGACAGUCCCUUCAUGGCCCACAUCCUCCCUGGUGCCAGUGUCAUCUUCCCUGAGAAGGUGAAAUGUUAUGGUCCAGGUCUGGAGCCUUUGGGCUGCAUUGUUAACAAACCUGCUGAUUUCACCAUUGAUACCCAUGGAGCUGGCAGAGGAGAGCUGAAGCUCUAUGCUCAGGAUUCAGAUGGUUUCCCCAUUGACGUCCAGAUCACAGAUAAUGGAGACAGCACCUACUUCUGUGUUUACAUUCCCACAAAACCCAUCAAACACACCAUUAUCAUCACCUGGGGUGAAGUCAACGUCCCCAACAGCCCGUUCAGGGUGACUAUCGGAGAGGGCAGCCAUCCAGAGAAUGUGAAAGUUUACGGUCCAGGUGUGGAGAAGACAGGACUGAAGGCCAACGAGCCGACUUACUUCACUGUGGACUGCAGUGAAGCCGGACAGGGUGAUGUCAGCAUUGGCAUCAAGUGCGCUCCAGGUGUAGUCGGACCUGCCGAGGCCGACAUCGACUUUGACAUCAUCAAGAACGACAACGACACAUUCACAGUGAAGUACAUGCCUCCGGGUCCCGGACAGUACACCAUCAUGGUGCUGUUCGCUGAUCAGGAAAUCCCUAUUAGCCCCUUCAGAAUAAAGGUGGAUCCUUCCCAUGAUGCAGCCAAAGUCAGGGCAGAGGGACCUGGACUCAACAGGACAGGGGUGGAGGUGGGUAAGCCCACCCACUUCACCAUUUAUACAAAGGGAGCUGGUAAAGCCAAACCUGAGGUCCACUUCACCGGAGCAGCUAAAGGUGAUGCCGUUCGAGACUUUGAGAUCAUCGACAACCAUGACUACUCUUACACUGUCCGCUACACAGCGGUGCAGCAGGGGAGCAUGUCCAUCAUUGUGUGUCAUGGAGGAGACCCCAUCCCAAAAAGUCCAUUCACCAUCAUUGUGGCCCCCCCACUGGACCUCAACAAGGUCAAAGUUCAGGGACUGAACAACAAAGUAGACGUUGGGAAGGAUCAGGAGUUCUCCAUCUGUACUCGAGGUGCUGGAGGUCAGGGCAAACUGGACGUGAAGAUCACCUCCCCUUCGCGUCGACCAAUCCCCUGCAAGGUGGAGUCGGGCACAGCCAAUGAGGUUCAUAUAGUGAAAUACAUUCCUCCUGAGGAAGGACCAUACAGAGUGGACAUCAGCUACGAUGGGAACCCUGUCCCGGGAAGUCCAUUCACUGUGGAGGGCAUCAUGCCCCCUGACCCUUCAAAGGUGCGAGCCUACGGUCCAGGCCUUCAGGGUGGUGUGGUAGGCAAACCAGCCCCCUUUGCCAUUGACACAAAGGGUGCUGGUACUGGUGGUCUGGGUCUGACGGUGGAGGGGCCGUGUGAGGCCAAGAUUGAAUGCCAGGACAAUGGUGAUGGAUCCUGCUCUGUGUCCUACCUGCCGACUGAGCCUGGUGAAUACGCCAUCAACAUCCUGUUUGCAGACCAGCACAUCCCCGGUUCCCCCUUCAAGGCUGUGGUCCAGUCAGUGUUUGACCCCAGCAAGGUGACAGCCAGCGGCCCCGGGCUGGAGCAAGGCAAGGUCAACGAGGCUGGAACCUUCACGGUGGACUGCUCCAAAGCCGGAGAGGAUGAGCUCACCAUCGAGAUCAUCUCUGACUCUGGGGCCAAAGCUGAAGUUCACAUUCAGAACAACAGUGAUGGGACCUACUCCAUCACAUAUAUACCCCAGUGCCACGGCAUGUACACCAUCACCAUUAAAUAUGGAGGACACAUGGUGCCAAAGUUCCCCAUUCGCUUGCAGGUGGACCCAGUUGUUGACACCAGCGGGGUGAAGGUCUAUGGACCAGGAGUGGAACCCAGAGGCGUCCUGAGGGAAGUAACCACUCAUUUCAUCGUGGACGCUCGAGCUCACUACAAGAGCGGUGGCAGCCAUAUCAAAACCUCGAUCUCAAAUCCGUCAGGUGCCAACACAGACGCCUACGUCACCGACAAGGGAGAUGGGACAUACAAAGUCGAGUACACACCGUACGAGGACGGUUUGCAUCUGAUUGAAGUUCUUUUGGAUGACGUCUCGGUGCCAAAGAGUCCGUUCAGGGUGUCCGUGAGCGAGGGUUGUGAUCCCAGUCGAGUCCGAGCCUACGGUCCAGGUUUGGAGGAAGGGCUGGUGAACAAACCAAACCGAUUCACUGUUGAGACCAGAGGUGCUGGCACUGGGGGACUUGGCCUGGCCAUUGAGGGUCCAUCAGAGGCAAAAAUGUCAUGUAAGGACAACAAAGAUGGCAGCUGCAGUGUGGAGUAUAUCCCCUUCACGCCUGGAGAAUAUGAUGUCAAUAUCACCUUUGGAGGCUUACCGAUCCCAGGGAGUCCAUUCCGGGUCCCAGUGCGAGAGCUGGUUGAUCCCAGUAUGGUGAGGUGUUCAGGUCCUGGCCUUGGAAGUGGAGUCCGGGCUCAUGUUCCUCAGACUUUUACUGUAGACAGCAGCAAGGCAGGGGUGGCUCCCCUGUCAGUUCAGCUAUAUGGACCAACAGGUGUAGCUGAGCCACUCAACAUCACAGAUAAUGGUGAUGGUACUCACACGGUCAACUAUACUCCUGCCAACGAUGGCCCAUAUACGGUGUGCGUAAAGUAUGCCGACCAGGAAGUGCCCCGGAGUCCUUUUAAAAUCAAGACGUUACCGGCUCAUGAUGCUAGCAAAGUUCGAGCCAGCGGUCCCGGUCUGAAUGCAUCUGGGGUUCCAGCCAGCCUGCCAGUGGAGUUCACCAUUGAUGCCAGAGAUGCUGGAGAAGGACUGCUCACCGUCCAGAUUCUGGGUCCAGACGGCUGCAGUCGCGAGGCUUCAUUGUUUGUGGAAGACUGGGGCAGGAGGGUGUGGGAGACUCACAUAGUAAAGAAAACCAUCCCCUUCAGUAUUCUUAGGAGAGGCUCU